This is a messenger RNA of Colletotrichum destructivum, 2787 nucleotides long. RefSeq lists its product as uncharacterized. NCBI's taxonomy places the organism in Eukaryota, Fungi, Ascomycota, Sordariomycetes, Glomerellales, Glomerellaceae. Bases 262 to 2394 code for a protein of 710 amino acids. The transcript has a single exon. The record is from RefSeq and is a predicted model, not a curated record.
GCCUCAGUCUGCAACCACCCUUACGCUCACACGUUUUGCUGCUGCUGCUACUACUGGCAUGCAACCGUAAUUAGCACCAUCGCCAUGUGGUGGUGACUGGGACGAGCCGCGUUGACCACGCCCACACAGCUCUCAAGCUGUCGCUUCACUCCUGAAGUCGAAUCCACGCACAUCCACGACAACUUCUCCUUUCUCGAAUCCAUCAAAACACAGCAAGCGAUGGCACAGUAUCACGACUUGUACGCACCAUAGACUCUCUCCAUGUCUACGAUCGACUGCUCCGACCGACGGGGCUUCACCUCGAGCUCAUCCAACGAUGGCUUGUGGAUCGAACACGAGACGCCCUCCGAAGCAAAGUCGACCGAUAGUACUCGUUUCAGUCGCGUCCGGCUUCCGUCACCACCUCCUCCGCCAGCAUCUUUGCGGCCGGACGUGGCCUCUCUUGAUGCCCCUAUAGCCUGUUUGCCUACGCAAGCAGAACCCGAUACAUCUCGUCGUCCUUGUGCAGCCUUUCAGGCAUCGGGGCCGACAACUCCGCGUCCUUCGUCUCACGAAACUCGACACAGGGCACCCAACCAUUUUCCUCCUCCUCCUCCUCCUCCGCCGCGGUCGCGGCCUCCCGGGGUUCGAUCGCCCUCGUAUACCACGUUUCUACAUCCACCGCCGCUGUCCCUGCUGCCGCCGCCUCCCUCCGGAGCUCGACCAUCCCCGUAUACCACGUCUUUACAUCCUCCACCACCCCCUCCACCGCCGCCGCUCCUGGACAUGGGCCUUAAGGGUAAAAGACUGGCGAACAUCCCGGUUUUAAGGAGUCUGUCCCCGUCCAUGUCGCCAUCCUCGGGGUCUUGGAAUCAUGAGUACACUAGCUCAGAUUCCGAAACUAGCUCCAUGGAGGCCGACUACCUUGAACACCAAAACAGGACCACGUUUCCACCCCUUUUGCCCAGUGCGCAAGGGCGGGCGCUCGAGAGGAAACAAAUGACUGACUCGAUCACAAACAAAGUCUCGCGUCUCGAAAACUCCCGGGUGUCCGUUCCUAGCCUUGUUGCCUCCGAUGCAUCGUCAGCAGCAUCAGUAGCGUCGAUGGAGGAUGAUGGUGUGCAGGGGCUGUGGGUUCAGAUGAAAGAGCGCCGCCAGCGUCUGAACUCGCUCAAGCAGGACAUGGCCACCAAACGUAAGGCUCUCCAGGAGCUGCGUCGCAGGAAAGACGAAGCCGACAACACGUUCAUGAAAACGCUCCGCCCUAUCCUUGUCAGGGACCGGCGGGGUCUAACGGGAGCGUCCGACGAACUGCUGGACGAACGCUUUGCGGAGAUGCAGUCACUUCGUACAGAGUAUCACUGGCUUGAGUCUGGGUAUGAGGGACACGAGUUCGCGCUAGAUGAAGAAGAAGUCGAACUCAUCAAUAUUGAGACGAGAUUCUUCAGUCUCUUGGCUGCUGGGAACAGAAGGAACAUCCGCUCGUCCAUUCGUAGGGACGAUUCUGAGGAUGACGAAGCGGAGGAUUCGGCAGAUUUGCCAUAUGAACUGAGGGGCAUCUCCCGUCAUGGUCCAACUGACGAUGCCCAUCCACUCUGGGAAGACCUAGUGUCCGCGGUUGGGGAUUUGAGCAACGCCAAAGAAGAGUACGAAGACCUCCUCCUAUACCACAAUCAAUAUGCCUACAGUAUGGACGUCAAAAAAUAUGCUGGGUUGACGCCUAGCGCAGAAGAGGUCGAGUUUAUGGACGAGUUUCCGGAAGAGGAGCGCGAGAAGCGGGAAUCUGUCGAUCGCCUAACGGAGGAGGUGGGCAGACUGAAGGAAGUUUGCAAGCGUAAGGGGGCAAUGAAAAAGCAUCCGUCCUUCAAAAUCGCGUAUGCUCUCGACCCAAACAUUGGAGAGGAUUUGUCACUAGACAGCCUCCCUCCACAGUCGGGGUCUCUCGCACAUUGGCAGUUCCCAGAGCUUCUAUCCCAUCCAGACCACGUUCUCCGAGCAGAGCCCUCGACAGCUGUGGAUGAGUUGAAACGCGCUGCGAAACUUCCCGCCGACAACCCGGUGAGGAAGGCGCAGCUGUACGCGGCCCAAAAGGAGUACAGCAUCUCGAGGCUAGUCAGCGAGUUCAAGGAGGAGGAUAAAUCCGACUUCAUCACCAGGUGGCUUCUGCACCAGCUGCGGACGUCACCGCUUGCAGUCAAGCUCCUAUACUCGACAUUCGUCCAAACGAUUCGGUUAAGGAUUGUGAACCUACAGCGUUGGCAGCAAGAUGUGCUCUUCCACUGGUGGAGAGACGGUGCUGUCAAGCCGCCCGACUACUUCUUUGGCCCGCUCACAGGAAGUGGUAGAGUAUGGCAUGGGCAUGAAGCUCUUCCGGAGCGUAACACACAGCUUUCGUCACAGAAAGUAGCAACGUAAGAGUGGUCUAGCGGUAACCGGCAGGUAUGCGAGGAUGCGAGCCGGUCGACGGCGAUCUGUUGAGUUCUCAUCAACGAGUGCGUCCUCCUCGGUCACAUUUAUGCGCAGCGUAGAGAUCGAUUCGUUCUUUGUGCGCCUCGGGCACAGAACGACACGAGGAUGCCAAUCAGUCCAGUCAUGUCUGGAUUGAUACGAUGGAUUUGUUUUGCUUGGGCGGCUUUUUGAUACCCAGUGUUUUCCUGCUAUAGUCGUUGUGUAUGAAUAAAUGUGUAGGCUUCUUUCUCGGCGGGCUUAUGGGUUUCGCCAUUGGACUAUAUCGGAUAGGCAAGGCUCCCGGUUGUUUGGGAAAUACAUAUAGGGGAUGUUGCCUUUGUCUGAAAAUAACGUGCACUU